Physcomitrium patens is the source of this 5609-nucleotide messenger RNA. RefSeq lists its product as uncharacterized. Gene Ontology annotation, biological process: regulation of monopolar cell growth. The record is from RefSeq and is a predicted model, not a curated record. Lineage: Eukaryota; Viridiplantae; Streptophyta; Bryopsida; Funariales; Funariaceae.
UUCAGCUUUUGUGUCAAGCUUCGCUGGUGGAGUCUCCUUGGUGCAUUCAGUUUCUGCGCCUGUGACGACUCCAUGAGGUGAAGAUGAGACCCAUGACAGCGUGAAAAGACGCAUGAAAAGGCAGUUCUCAUGUGCGGCUAGCAGCGGUGAAUUUUAGCGUGAGAAUGGGUAAAAAACGGAUUCACUUCCUUGAGGUGAUGGAGGCUGCAGGUUGAGCAGCAGCGCCGCGUUGCGUUUCCGAGGGGAAAACUGAAUAGCACAGAGAGGGGCAUCAUGAAACAGCAUACACACCUACCGAACUCAGUGGGUUCAGUUACAAACCUACUGACUGGGUGGAGAAGUAGCUGCGUUCGAUGCGGACCCGAGGCUGCUGCUACAAAGGCGACAACGAAGCCCACUCGCUGACAGUGUUGUCCCGCUCGCACGCAAUCAUGUGUACAAGGCCAUUGGAAUUGUGACACCCCAGAUUCAAGGCCCGAAUGAUGGCGCCCAGAACUGGGGGAGGCAAUAGUAGAGAUUCAUGUGACGGAAGCGUAGGGUUGGAUCUAUGUGCUGGAUGUUGUGUUUUGUAGGGAGUAGAGAGGUGGAGUAUGAGAGGAGGGGCCCAAUUUGGUUGCAGAAGAACAUGGAGGAGGCGAUAGGGAGCAGCUGCAGAUGGCAGUACCAAAGCACUGGUAACAGAUCAUGUGGGCUACCGACGUCUUCUCGUGAGGUGUUUAACUCAACAGCGGAUCAGUGCUGGAUGUUAUGGGCAUGAAGAGAUGGUGCAGUAGUUGGGUAACGAGAGAGAGAAAAAAAAAAAAAAAAAAAAAAAAAAAAAAUAGUGGGAGAGGAAAAGAGAGAAGAGGUUUGGAGUCAUAAUCGAGCUCGUGGAGACGUUGAGGGAUUGUAGGGAUGUGUGAUAAAUUCGUUGUUGAUAGCUUCUGAGGGGACGAAGGGAGGCUGAGGUGAAUGUGUGUUCAUUCCAGCUGGCGAGUGGCAUGAAUGUGGUGAGUGUUGCAACGUUGUUUAGAACCCACAUUUGCAGCUGCAUUUCGUGCAAGCGCAUCGUCCGAGUAGCUUGGGUUUGUCGGCAGUGAAUGUGCAUCUUAAGCUCAUCGCAGUGUGCUCUUUUAGUUUGAGUUUUCAGCGAUCAGAUCCUUCACGCGCUUGAGUACCGCUUGUCAUUUGUGGUGUCAACCGGUGGUGUUCGAAAUCUAGUCUUUCAACCCCUCUGCAAUCUUCUGCUUCAAAUUUCGACGAAAAACCUUGUAAUGAAUUCAAGCUCUCUGCUCUACAGAAGAACGCGUGUGAAGCUUGUCAAAUCAGAACUUUAAUCGAAGAGAUUGUCGACAUGCUAGGGACCAGAAGACCUUCGAGAUGCGCAGUUGGAAGAUGACUGCAGACCGUACAACAAGUUCGAUCGUCUCAAGAAUUGGUACCACAUUUUGGCGCUAGCCAGCAUCAAGUGAUCAUGCCAGCUCCAAACGAGUCUCUUCGAGGGCAUCAUCCACUAGGACAAGCAUUGGGCUGUAUGACGGGGAUCUUUCAACUUUUUGAAGGCCAUCCGGCCUGCAUGGGCCACCGUUACAGCUCGACUCGGAUCGGCAUCGACAGCGGUCAACUCCAGCUGGAAGCUGAAACAGAUAUUCAGUCGCGUAGCCACGACCAUCAUUUCCCCAACAUGAGUGACUGUAAAUCACAUGGGCCUUUCAUGAACUUCCCCCAGUCUACGAAGCAGCAUUAUAGGUCACACUCCGACAUCAGUGACUUGGCUUCUACCCCCACACGAACUCUCACAGAAUUUGGCCCUUCGCAAGAGACUAAUGGCCAACCACAAGAGAAGACUGCUCAUUCCGAGAGCAAAAUGGAUGCCAUAGAAUUUUACUAUAAUGAAUCAUUACGAGCAGCUGCAAUCUUUGCAGCGGAUCCUCGGCGCCGCUCCGAUUUGGACCAAAGAGAGUACAGAAAGCUUCCCCGCAAGACAAUCCCGGCAAGUCCAAGGCUCGUGAGCAUGGGUGCAUCGGAGUCUUCCUCAGAUACCAGGGAUAAUAUUGUACGUGGAUCUUCACACAAUGAAAGCGAGCGCCCGAGAGAUAUAACCAAGACUAACACAGCCCGGUUACUCGGUGACGGUCAUCACCACAGCUAUUCAAAAAAAUUCCAACGGCCUCUAGAUAAAAGAGUAGAUGGGAGACGAAAAGCAGCUGACUUGCCCCGCUCUCCCUCCAUUUUUGGAAGGUACGAACCCAAGGAGCUUGUUCACUGGAAGGAGGGGCUCAGGAGCUCAAGUCCACCUCGCAAAAGUUUCACCAAAGAGAUGGAUCCGCAGAAUGUUUCAGAUGGAAGUGCCAAAUCGUUCCGCAGGUUUUCAGGAAAUAGCGAAGGCGUAGUCAGCCGUCAUAUAUUACCAGAAGGAAGAGUCGAAGUGAAGAAAGAAAGUCCUCAUGUGCGCUCUAUGCCCAGGGACCGUUGUACUUUUGCUUCCAUCGGUCCACACAAGCACGUCCUCGCGUCACCGGAUUCGAAUUCUAUUCACAAGGAUUGCAGCUUCAAGGAGUCGCCGGGAGCGGCUGACUUCAGAGAGUCGCUGCGGCCAUUUCUGGCAGGUGCAGAAGAAGACAGAUGGGGCCUAGAUCAAUCUCACAAUUCCAAUGAAAAAAAUCUGAUCGGGUUCCCUCACCAGAUAUGUGACCAUGAACAGAUUCUCGUUAGUAAAGUUAACAGCAAGGAGCAUCGCAAAGUUUCUAGCAUCGUUGGUCGUUUGAUGGGUUUGGAGGAGAUUCCGAGCUCUAAUCAGCAAGUAAAGGUUUCUUUGCCAAAAGUUCCGGAUGCGAGUUCUAGAGGAGACAAAUUCUUCCGAGGGCUCGUGCAAUUUGAUCCACGAGUUCAGAAGAUAAAGUCGUCUUCACCACCCCCACCAUGCCGGCCGAAAAAAUAUGUUGUUCAAAGCCUUCAACCGCCUUCAGAGUAUUAUCGACAGGGAGCGUGUCAUCAGCACAAUUAUCCAGCUCAAUAUAAAAUAGAGGAAAGACUCUGCGGCUGCUGCUGCGAGGAAGACAGAGAUUACGAACACCCAACUACGAACUCAUUCAAUCCAUGCGAGCAGGAAGACCAGGAUUGGUCGGUUCAUCAUGCAGAUCCUAGGCAGCAAGAAGAAAACCAUGGCAGCUCCUCACCACAGCUUGAAGAUCCCAAUAUUCAAGAUCUAAACGCCAGUGUGGCUCCUAAGACGCUCAUGAAACGGUCUGAUCAUAAGAAGAAAACAUUUUGGAAGAUUUUAGAGGCAAUGCGCCCCAGGACGCUGCUUAAAAUUUCCCGGCGCAAGCAGUCGAAGGGGGAGAAGCUACCAUCGGACAAGACGAUAGCCGGAGAAGUGCAGCUAAUACCGGAGCUUGACUUGGGACAGCAUCAGCAGACCGACGUGAUCCAAGCUUCGAAGUUAUCCACUAGUGCAAAGAAUCAAGAACAUUUAUUUUAUCCCAAUUCUGUCAGUCAAAAGCAGGACCAGCUUACGGAGAACUGCGACAACAACGGGUUAAAUAUGGCGGAGCGUGCCAGAUUUCAAUCUGAGGAUGACAUUCUGAUGAUGAGGGCCAUUGGGAAUGCAGGGUCACAGGUUGCAAAAACAGGCACCUUUCAAGUUCGGCAUGUGAAGACAACCUCCAGCACUUCGAACGACAAAGAGGCGUGUUCCGCUAUAAGUGCAGAGAGUGUUCGGAGGCGAGCGACAAAGCCCGAAAAAUCCAGAGAGGUAGUAGCCACAACAACUCGAAAUGCUCAUUCAGGAAGUACUUUGGAGACCGAUUGUGAAACGGACCCUUCCAGUGCUACACAGAAUGGCAAGCCAGAGAAGGUUCAUGAGUCGAGGAAGAUGCGCACUACUUUGAGACAGCAUAAUCAAAGCUCCAAAAAUCCAUCACCACACACACGAAGGAAGCAGGAGAUACGCUCACCUCAUGAUGGUCGCCCCCUGUUCCCUAGAAAUUCUUUCAGCAGGGACUUCCGUGAUGCAGAUGAAAUAGGUAGGAAACCUCUUGCAAGAGGUCAGAAAGACAGCAGAGCCUUGUACCCAGCUCAUCCCAAGGCGCAGUUACCGAGAAGAGACACUUUGAUGAGAAGGUCUACUGCUAGGGUCAACUUGAAGGACAAACCAGCGUCAGUCAAUGACGAGAAAUCUAUUACCAAAGAAACUAUCUCUGUGCAAUCAAAAUUGAAGCAAUCAAAUGGGGUGGAACCACCAGCACCCAGAGAACGCUCGAGCGUCAACGGUUCAUCAACAGCAGAAGCAGCCACUCUUAACACAUCUGAUAACUCAGAUCUGCCUCUAUCUGGGACUGCUCCAGGACAUUUCUCAGACUCUAAACCUGGUUUGGAGAUAAGCCCAAAGCCGGGGAGAUUGAAGGAACCCAUUGUAUAUAUAAGACGGUCACCGCCAGCAAUCCAGAGAAUUGAAAAUGCCUCCAUUAUCGACCAUGACAGAGAUAGUAGUACAGGGCCCUCGCAGCCUGGAGCUUGUGUCCCUGUUCAGGCUAAUCCUCGGCUGCUAUCACAGGAGGUAGAGACCCUAGCUAUUGAAGAACUGACGCCACCCCGAGGUGAUAUACUGAAGAACGUCCAAUUGGAUGACAAUCAAACUGGAGGACUUGACAGACCAAGCCCCAUCUCUGUGCUGCACAACAGUGCUCUAGAAGACCAGCUCACGCCAAGCCCAAGCUCUCCUAAGCAGAGCACUCCUCUAUUACAAGAUUCUGUCAACGUACACAGGGACGACCAAUGUUAUGGAGCCAGGGAUUCAGAGGACUGCCUUCAAAGCAACGAUGCUUCUGCAUGGAUUGAAGCGAAUGUAAACUUCGACGAGCUAUUCAGCAAGUGCGCUGCAGGUCUAAAAGCUCAAUCUGAGAAUACGGCAACUGAAAACCUUCUUUGCAAGUUCCAAUCCUAUUUCAGAACUGCAGGGCCAGACAAAGAAAAGAUAUUUACCGAGAGCUUUAUGACCUCGUCACAAGGUGGAGCUGACUGCGGAUCUCAAUGCGUCUCUGCGAAUUCCCUGACGAAACAAAGCUCCUACGAGUUUACAGACACGAAAAUUUGCAGCGGAAACCUGCUGCAAUGCCUUCAAAGCAACGAAGUACUCCAAGGACAUGACCCUAUCCUCUUGCUCGACUGCCUAGAAGAGAUCAUGGACAGAAUUCUGGAAUCACAAUCAAACCUCAUGCUUUACACAGGAUUUCCCCACGAAACAGUGUACCCAAAGCCCAAGGGCAAGCAGCUAGUAGAAAAGCUCUGGAUAGAGCUGCACGACAUCGAACGCGCUCCACCAUUGGAAGACGUCUGCGACACAGUCCACAGAUUGCUGCACAAAGACCUGCUCAGGAAUCAAGGACAGCAAUGGUCGAACUACAAUGCGGAGUGGGAAACGAUCGGCGUAGACAUGGAGGGAAUGAUACUCGGCGACUUGAUGGAAGAUGCCGUUAGAGAUUUGCGAGCACUGCUACCCCCGAAUCCGUUCCACAACCUCCCAAUUGAGGCUGCAACUAGGAGACAAUUGUUUGCAUUCUGAAUUUUUUUUGCCCAAACCUCUAUUCAACAAGAACUGUUACAAUGUAAUGUUGUCGAAUUUAUUCAAA